Molecule: messenger RNA, 417 nt
Organism: Durusdinium trenchii
Lineage: Eukaryota; Dinophyceae; Suessiales; Symbiodiniaceae
Source: the annotation of a GenBank genome assembly
AUGCCUGGGAAGCGUUUUCCAGAUGGGCCCACCUGUGACCAGCCUGAGAGGGUUGCUGAGGAUUGGUGGGACUGUCCAAUCCUGAAAGAGCGUGUGAAAAGGGUGGGGCGGCUGAUAGAAGCUGCUGACGUCAAGAAGGGGGGAAGUGAGAAGCGGGAAAGUGAGAAGGGGGAGGAAGAAAAGAAGGGUGAACCAGAGUGCUUGCCAACAAGAGCAAACACAAUUCACAACUCGCAGGUCAUCCUUUGUUUAGCAAAGGACAUGGCUCGCCGAGGUCGGCUAGGUGCUGACCCAAUCGAAGUGAUCUCCAAAAUGACUUUCCACUACUACAGCCAGCAUCCAGUGUACGCCCAGCUUGUGUCAGAUGUGCGGAUGAAAGUUUGGGCGUACAAUGACGCUUGGAGUCUUCACAAAAUG